Messenger RNA from Ornithodoros turicata, 519 nucleotides. It is a transcript of the gene ksh, whose product is annotated as protein kish-A. The coding region runs from base 146 to 364 and encodes 72 amino acids. The record is from RefSeq and is a predicted model, not a curated record. Gene Ontology annotation, biological process: protein secretion; intracellular transport. Lineage: Eukaryota; Metazoa; Arthropoda; Arachnida; Ixodida; Argasidae. The transcript is spliced from 4 exons.
GCUAGGCCUUGUUGAGAAGUCGGCUUUCAAUCAAAACUCGAUGUGGCGGUAUUGGCUUGUAUUACCUCCUCAACAAUUUUCUUGCAUGUACUAAAGCUAAUAUUCGCAUUACUUAAGGCGUAAGCUAUAGUUACCUUGAAAUGAGAUGUCGGCCUUAUUCAACUUCCAAAGCUUGCUUACUGUAGUUCUCCUACUGAUUUGCACCUGUGCAUAUGUCCGGUCACUGUCCCCGAGUCUACUGGACAAAAACAAGGAAGGGUUUUUGGGCAUCUUCUGGAAGUGUGCGAGGAUAGGUGAAAGAAAGAGUCCAUGGGUUGCAGCUUGUUGUGUCUCCAUGGCUUUCAGCAUCUUGUUCUUGCAGUAGAUUCUACGCAGUCAUCAAAAUGUUGAUUAUUGCUGUCUUCCUGAGAACUCCUGCUCUGUACAUUGCACCCCUUUGCAAAUCUUUCGUGCUAUGUGUUAAAAGAUGAUGAUGUAGAAUGUGAACUUUUGUGCAUAAAACCUGUUUUUAUACCUGAA